UACAAAUUCAAGAUGGUGGACGCAAAGCGCUGUUGUUGAAAGAAAAUUUUUAUAAACUGGCAAAUAACAAGAAAGAUGUCGCUUGUUUCAUACGCCGAUAGCGACGAUAGUGGGGAAGAGGAUAUGAGCGAGCCUGAAGUGAAAACAAAUGUGAAAAAGAAUGAGGAUAAAGCCGUCAAAAUUGACAAAACAGGCUUACAAACUAAGGCAUCGGUUGAGCAAAACAAAACACAACGGCAAACUAUCGAUGCUCGUGGCUCUGAUAUGACAAAACCAAAGUCAAUAGGAAGUUUAUUUUCAUCCCUUCCAGCCCCAUGGAUGUCUACAGUAACGUGGGCAAAUAAAAUUUCUGGUAAAAAGGCAGGAACGAAAGCGAGGGAACAAACAGUGAAAAUCACGUUGCCCACUCUGGCUGAUAAUGUAUGUUAGGUUAUAGAAUGGAAGGCUACGUUUACACUCUACUGGACAACUUUCCGUAGCGACGUGAAAAAACAUCUAUCCGUACCUUUUAGGAAUGCUAUUUUCAGAGGAAUUAUUGCAACGGAGAGAUGUUGUUUCGCUCAGCUUCUCAAAGUUGUACAUUCCGCCACUACGGAAGCUAUCCGUGUAUAGUGUAAAUGUAGGUUAAGGUACUCAUACUGGCUAGUUAGACGUAUUGGAGUGCCUUCGUCCACCCGGCGUUAUAUUCUUAGGGUAAACACAAGAUGAACUGUGUCCAGAAUAUGUUCAUCAUCUAUACCUAGUCCUAGCUAGAAUAUCGUGUUCUGGCAACAAAUCAUGUCUGAUAUUUUACUGCAUGGUAGUCUGUACGAUGCUGUUUAUGAACGGAUCACCCAUCAAGACGAACUAUACGCAUGCAAGUUAUUCAGUAGCGACCUUAAGCAUGUAGGCCGGGAACGAGACGGCAAAAAACUCGUUGAACCAAAUGAUUAAAAAAUUUCAAGGAUUGAGGUUAAUAACACAGGAUUUGAUUGGAAAAAGUUUUAGGACCCAAUUGAAAGUAGCUGUUGUCCCAGCUUGAAAUAUAAGCGCUGUAUACAAGACGUGAUAAUCUGUACUUUGCCGUUGUAAAACAGAGCUACGUCGAAAACUUCCGUGGAAUUUUAAUUGUUCAUUUCUGCUCAUUUUCUGAAUGAAUGAAUGUUUGAAUCUUAAUUGUAUUAAUGAUAUUAACCCUACUUGUUGCACUUUCGUCCAGCUUGUUGAGGUUCUUAAUAACAGUAGUUCUUUAUCAUUUUAAAAGUGUAAAAUUUAAGACUGUUUCUUGUCACGCUCCCGUGCUAGAUUAAGCCUUGCUUAAGUUUGCUAGUGUUAACAAACUACACAGAUACAGUAGUUCAUCUUGACGGGUGAUCCAUCUUUUUGACGUGUUUCUACACAGUUAUCAGACGAACUACUUUUUUGCCUAAGUUUGUCCAGACUGGUCAUCCACCUCUAAUAAGUCAAGUCAAAUAAAAAAGAUCUAUGUAGAAGUAUUAUAUAUAAUAAUUUAAUAUAAACGUUUAGUCAGAUUCCGACGAUGAAGAUUAUGCGAGAAAAAAAGUGACACCUUCCACAAGUUCAGAGGUAAAAACCCAUUCCUACGUUUAUCAAUUAUCCAACUAAAAAUCCAAGUACUCAAGUCAAUAAUUUGACGCGUUGUACUUAUUGUUUGUUAUAUUACAGCAAUCAUCAGGCCUCUUCUCUCUCCUGCCUAAACCAAAACACAGCGUCGUGGUCAAAGAGAACAACCCAAACAGACCCGUAGCAAAAAUAUCCAACCGUCCAUUAAUUCCUGACAGCUUGCGAAGAAAGCCAGUCAAGAAGCCAACACCUCAAAUCAAGAAGCCAACACCUCAAGCUAAGAGACCACCAGCAAAAGAUGAUGGCAGUGACGAUGAUAGUGAUGAUGACGAUGGAGGAAGCUUUUUCUCAUGGAAUGAACCAAAAACAUCGACUGCUCAAGACGCUUCAAACAGCCAAGUCACGUCUGGUAGCGCUCUUUGUAUUAGUAUCUGACUAAACAGUUUAGUAGAAAGUUAGAGUAAAAAGAUCCUCCCAACAUUGUUUGAAACGUCGAAGUAUUUCUAAAUAUUAUCUGGUAGUUCAAUCACAAACCACUUCAGCUUAGUUUUACAAAAGCUCCGUCGAGCGAUUUCCAACCACGGUACAAUAUUACUUUUUUGUGAAUUUACUUUUCUUAGAUGCUGGAUCAACAAUCAUUUCUGAUGAAACGGGAGAACCCAGUAAUGCUGUCACUCAAACUAAAAAACCUGCUAACAUUUUACCUUCAAUGAAAAUCCCAGCUACGAAUGAUGCCACCGUAAUAGGAACAUUACAGGGAACUAAAAGCACAGAAAAUAUGCAAACUUUUUCACAGGACGUUUUCACUACGCAUUCAAAAUAUUUUGAAAAUCAAAAUGAUUAUAAUGCGCAAGGAUAUUCCCAUCAAGGAACCAGUUACCCCCUGGAAUACUCUGGUAGUUAUCAGACAAAUUCUGAGAAUGUUGGUUACGCCGAACCAAACUAUGUAAGUCUAUUUUGUUUCAAGUUUUUAAAGCAAAGAUGACCAUCUAAUUUUGUUUCAACAAAGCUAUAUGUAUGUAGGAACGUUUAUAAAAGCAAACUGCAUGUAUUGUACAAAGCAAAAUUAACAAAUUUGACAAGAAUUAGCGGUUUAACACCAUCUAAUCCAAACACCAUCUGCUGUGCAAUAGCGCUUAGUGAAAAGCUGUAAAACACGCCUAGGACUGACCAGUUUUAAAACUGCAGUGAACACAAAGAACUUAAUUACUGCAUUGUAUCAUUUCCUUGCACCAGCCAUACUACGAUUACUGCAACUCGGAACAAUAUAAUCAAGCCACGACAGAACAAGAACAAAAUUAUCCCGUCUGGCCAGCGCAAGCCACCGUCGAAGAAACUCCUGGACAGGUAGUCUCUGUUCCAGCAAUGUUGACAUUUCUUUGAUUUGAAUUUCACCACAGUCUCAUGUGAGAAGAGUGGCUUGACUCUACCAAACGCCACAUCUUGCAACACUGGAUCAAUAAGAAAUGAUUCUUACUGGACCUCUCAGGACUCGGGCUUAGAUCUGACAGAGAUAUCCAGUAUAAAUAAAGUUAGUUUAGGUUUUGUACUAUUAACACUGGAUCAAUAAGAGAUGAUCCUUACUAGACCUCUAGGAAGAACAGUUUAGAACUGAUAGAGCUAUCCAGUAUAAAUAAAGUUAGUUUAGUUUAGGUUUCCUCCUGUAGUAACACUGGAUCAAUAAGAGAUGAUCCUUACUGGACCCCUAGGAAGAACUGUUUAGAACUGAUAGAGCUAUACCGUUAUGGAGCUAUCCAGUGUGAAGUUAAUUCGAACUAUUCUGGCUGUGUUAGUUUAAGAGAUUUCUAGGAAAGCGAGGUCAUGGUGAAGAGAAUAUUGAAAUUAUUGAUGUAAAUGCUGAUGAUCAAGUUGGCUCUUCACGAGAAUGGAAGUCAAACUAUCAUAAAGAAGAUGCAGAUUAUAAACCACAGUCAAAGGUGAAUUUUUGAAGAUGAUCUGAAAUUACGUAGUAAAAACGCGCAAAUUGUUACAGGUCCACUUGCUACAAAGUUGAUGACUUAGACUACGUGCACACGGUAACGUUUUCGAGCGUUUUCAUUUGCGUUUUCACGCUAAAACGGAUGCGAAAACUAUUAAUUUACGACUGAAGCUUUAGUUUAUUUAAUAUAUUGGAGAUAUUUUCCUUUGAACCACGUGAACAGGGCAUCAAAGCGAUUAAAGGGACAAAAACGUUUUUGAAAACGCUCGAAAACGACGCCCGUGUGCACAUAGCCUUAGUAACAGACUUACAAGAUGUUCCAUGAACAUGUUGGUUCUGCAAUUCAACAACUUGUUAGCGAUACAAACUUUUUAUUUAAUUUCUAGAAAAAGGAUAACCUGCCCUCAUCUCAACAGAGGAAAAAACACCAGAUAACUUAUCUCGCUUUUCAGGUAAAAUUGUCUAAGGGGCCAUUCACAAAGGAUGUCCGAGCCGAGGGGGGGAGGGGGGUUUGGAAAAUCAGGACAAACUCGGACAUAGGGGGGGGGGGUUAGCAAUCCGGAUGUCCGAAAUUUAAAAAAAUUCAAAAACAAAUUUCUUUUUCCCUCUAUUUUGAGCAGUCCUUCCCAUUGUGAAAUUGGCAUUUUGACUAUGCGGUUAACACUAGAUUUUGUUUUAAUUAGUAAUUUAUAUGUUUUUUGUGUUCACAUUUACAGUUAUAAAAAAGUUCUAAAAGUAAAAAAGUUUUUUACUCUUGAUAUAUACAAGGUUGCGUGAGUUUUUGCGAGGCAUGGCGGAUUUCGGACAAUGCCGGACAAGGGGGGGGGGGUCUGAAAAUUCAUCAUUUGGCCGGACAUCCUUUGUGAAUGGCCCCUAAGACUGAUAACAAACUUUGAAUACCUCAAACAUUUAAAAGUCAAAUAAAUUUUUUUUGUGCCUCCCUCUCCAUUGCAUCCCUGUUGACCUAGCCUGCGUGCAGCCUGACUUUGUCAGGCUGCACGCAGGCUAUGUUGACCAAGGCCAGCACAGGUGCACACCCCCUAUAAAUACACCAUUGUGUGUUAAUUGUUGUUUUUGUACCAGGCCAAGGAAAAGGAAUGGGAACUACGAAACCAGUGGUCUGCUAAUAGACAGACAAAAAGACAGACUCAGUCGAAAUAUGGAUUUUAAAACUUACAAGUCCAAAGCUUUGCAGGAGAAUUACUGUAUCAUCACAAAUGUCAUUAGUUUGGUUGUCAAUUUGUAUAUGCGGAUAUAAUACGCAAUUAACCAUAAUCUACUAUAACCAACAAUGUAUCCAUAAUUAUUGUACAUAAUGCAUACUUAGAAUACAUUAAUAAUAGACAUGAUCUUUUUUGUGUAAUUUUAUUUUGGAAAUAAAUUUUGGAUUAAAGCAUCCGGAUUUAAACAUUACAUAAAGUAAAAAAUAUUAAAUAGCGCUAUCUCUGUCUUCAUAUUGUUGUACUUCUCUUCCAAAAUCUUUCAACCUCGUUACAGUCU
Molecule: messenger RNA, 5002 nt
Organism: Paramuricea clavata
Lineage: Eukaryota; Metazoa; Cnidaria; Anthozoa; Malacalcyonacea; Plexauridae
Source: the annotation of a GenBank genome assembly